Messenger RNA from Drosophila persimilis, 594 nucleotides. Its product is annotated as eclosion hormone. NCBI's taxonomy places the organism in Eukaryota, Metazoa, Arthropoda, Insecta, Diptera, Drosophilidae. The record is from RefSeq and is a predicted model, not a curated record. Gene Ontology annotation, molecular function: ecdysis-triggering hormone activity. Bases 104 to 394 code for a protein of 96 amino acids. The transcript is spliced from 4 exons. Gene Ontology annotation, biological process: neuropeptide signaling pathway; ecdysis, chitin-based cuticle.
ACAAUCAACUACCGACCAGCCAAGUCGCAAGCCAGCCAGCCAGCUCCCGGUCGUAUCCGACAAAUCAGACACAAAAAUACUAUCAACACAGAAUCCAUCCAUCAUGAAUACCAAGCCCUUAGUACUGUGCACCGUUGUGGUAGUUGCCCUUUCCCUGCUGCAAUUCGGGGAUGCCCUGCCCUCCAUCGGGCACUAUGGCAAGCGAUUUGAUGCGAUGGGCGGCAUUGAUUUCAUUCAGGUGUGUCUCAACAACUGCGUCCAGUGCAAGACCAUGCUCGGCGACUACUUCCAGGGCCAGACCUGUGCGCUCUCCUGCCUCAAGUUCAAAGGCAAAGCCAUACCCGACUGUGAGGACAUCGCCUCAAUAGCUCCGUUCCUUAAUGCCCUCGAGUAGAGCCGCCGUAGAGGCGUCUUUUGGCCCAAGGGGUGCUUUUGAGUGUGUGUGUGUGUUUUUGUAUGGCCUGUGACUCAGGUGCGGAUUUGGGUCAAUGCGAUGCUCAACAAGAGACGAUCAUGACUGCUGAUUUCGACUCGACCACAAAGAUUAUGAAACUGACUUUUGCUAAACAAUUGAACUUCCAGCACGUAACCAAA